This is a messenger RNA of Labrus bergylta (ballan wrasse), 4971 nucleotides long. Its product is annotated as neurturin. The record is from RefSeq and is a predicted model, not a curated record. Lineage: Eukaryota; Metazoa; Chordata; Actinopteri; Labriformes; Labridae. Gene Ontology annotation, molecular function: glial cell-derived neurotrophic factor receptor binding; receptor tyrosine kinase binding; growth factor activity.
CUUUGUCUCUCGAUUUCCACACAAGCAUGUGUCAUAUGAUUUGAGGGAAAGUGAAACCACACAAGUGUUGCAAGUGUGUGUUUAUGGUAUGUGUGAGUCACGGCGAAGGAGCGAUUGAGACAGAACAGGCUGUAUUUAGGGAAUGUAUAGGAACGAAUUCUACAGCGUUGAGAGACAUUUAAGUUGUUAUCUGUGUUUUUCAACACAAAGAAUUCAUUCAUUCGGCUCUGUGAUCUUCACUUGCUGUAAUCUUGUCACAGUGCUAAAGAUCCAAGCGAGCUGACAAGAAGGCACCCCCUGUCUGCUAGCUUCAUUCAAGUGUUAACCACAGACGCCCCUUAUCCCCAAUUUGACAGAUCUCUUCUUCAUCUUCCAUAGGCCGGGGCAUUCUUUGGAUUGUCUCCCUCUGGCAUGGCAGGGAGAAGGACAUGAGUGCCAUGCUGCUGUAAUUACAUUACCGACAGCUUAGCAGCGCAUUUGCCACUGACCCAAUUAUUCCUUGAAAACAUGCAUUUUAUUGUGUCCAUUCAAAUAAUGCAAUCUUUGAGUGACAACAAGAGCUUGGCUGAUGUUUGAGGACUGGACUCUAGUGUACGAUGCACUCAUUGGAGUAUACAUAACAGCUCAGGAAUGGCUUUGACAGACUGGGGAAUUCAUUCUUGGCUUUGCAGUUCGCUUUCAAAGUUUGCCUCAAACAGGUUAAUGAUCCUCCCUGGACUGUUUUCACUCUGUUGGUAGCACUUCAGGUGACGGCUGACUGACAGCAAAACAUCAGGUGUACUUUCUCAUACAUACCUCAUAUUCAUUUUCAAACCCACUAGGACCACACAAUAUUUUAAAGAACUGUCAUAAAUGCAAACAGGAUCCUUUUCUUCUCGUGAUAAGUUGGUUUUCUGUUUGUUUUGGGCCUCACUCUUUCGACUAGCCGUUAUCUCAAAACACAGGAGCGUGCAUGGGCACAUCAGUCCUGCUGACGUGCUGCGCCUGAAUGGAAGCUUUUUUUGUUGUCUUUUGCAGCUCAUCUGCACUUUUAUGUCUCAUUUUGAGGAUGGCUUUUCCUUCUGCUUGGAGUGUCCUCUGGGAUUCCUCUAUAUCCUCUGCCUUGUUGCUCUCCUCUAUUUGCUGGAAAACAGCAGCAUUUGUCUUUUCAGAGAAGUGGUACGCUCAUUCACAUGUUUCCAUUGCUCACCUAAGAAAACACUGGUGCCUCUUUCCCUAUUCAUAUCUGUUUAUUUAUGAACAUGACAGCAGGGGCCAGUGGUAGAUAUUAAAUAUCUGUGCCAAUUAGUCAUCUGAGACCAUCCCGACAAGCUGCAAAAUGCACCUUGGCAUUUUUAUAGGCGCCAAUCGACUGCAGAUGGGACUAAUGUGUUUCUGAGUGGAGCAAUUACCACAAUCAAAGUGUCUUCCGGGACAUGAGAUCAGCGUUUGAUGACCAGGUUUUGUCAAGCCUCAGAGACCAAGACAUCCAAGAACUCAUUCUUCCUAACAAGCUAAUUGUUUUAUCAAGAUAUGCCAUGGAUCUAACGGCCCACAGGUCUGAAACAGAUAAGUCCAAGGCAGAGUAAUCGGCCCAAACUGACCUAUUAACAGCAUAAGAAAGCAAUGAUCUCAUCCUGUGCCAUAUAUUAUAAUAAACAAGCCCUUUCUAAAUUGAACAUUUAUCCCAAUUAACAGCGAGAGCGGGAGGAUUCUUGGUGUCAGGCGUUGGUGUUGGACUUACAGGAACUAAAUUAGACUUUCAGUGGAGGCCUCUAUCUAUCAUGUCUGGUGAAUAAAUAUAGCUAGUGGAAAUCAGACAUACUGUAUAGGCGGGUAUGAGUAACAUUCAGACGCAGCCGCGGCUCCACAUUUGAUUCAGAUCGACAAUGUCAAAUGAGGUUGUUAGCUGAAAUGUUUGACUUUUAAAUGAAUACCAUUCUUCCCCUUCAUUGUGAAAAGACUGGUUACCACGUCAAACGCGUAUGAAAUUAAGAGUGAUGAGUCAAGCUGUGACUGAUAGGACUGGUUUGACCUGUUUAUACGCUGUUUAUUCCAUUGCAACUCAUGCGUGCAGCGCCUUUGUAUUUUUCCCUUUGCGGUGGCCAAAACUCUGGAGAAAUGUCUGAAUUUGCCUAUAGUUCCUUUUCUGUGCUUUUCUUACUUAACUGUAAAAAUUCCACCAGAAAGCCAAAACGUUCCAACUCUUUACAAUUUUUCAUCGAAAAAAAUCAGUUUAAUGUGAUCUGCAGGAGUAAUCCACGUGCUAAAAGUGCAAACUUCCAGAAGUAAUUCAUUUCAGAUUUUUGUUUUUAAACUAAACUAGACAAGGAUAUGUGAAUUUUGACCCAUUGUAAACACUCAAGCAGCCUGUAUAUGUACACUACAGAAUCCAGUCUGGCAAAACAAUUUGUGAGGCUGGUCUGGAUUUGCUGUUAGUCACUGCCAGUAUACCGUUUCCUGCUCUGGGGAAAUGUUCUGCUCACUGGUGACAUGAUAUGAAAAAGACAAAGAAGUCAGCUUGUAAAACUUCUCAAAUACCUGGGGCAUGACAAAAAGGAAAGAGUUUCAAUGCUCCUCCACGUUCUAAGAUGAAGUUAUGGAAAGGUGCUACUUUUGCCUUCGUGCUCUGUGGUGCAGCCCUGUCCAUCCUCCUUGUUAGAAAUAUGGCCACUGUUGGACAGUUCAAACCUAGGAAAAAUUCUCCAUACACAUCUUCAUCCUCAUCAAGACCAUCUUCAUCGUCAGACUCAACAUUUAAAUCCUCGGCAUUAUCAUCUGCAGAAUCGGCAGCGAUGUCUCAGCAGAUGGGUGGUCUUCAUCGAAGAGCGCGCUCAGCAGACGAGAUGAACUCUCUCCUCUCAGAGUUUUCCAAGAUGUUCCAGAGCUUUACGGAGGGCGAGCUGCAGCAUGUGGUCGGGACCUUGCUCGACAGGAAGAGAAGGAAAAGCCGACGCCUGGGUGACAGUCUGGCUCGAAGGACUAAAAGAGCCCGCAGGCCUAAGCCCUGCUCUGUAAGGGAACUGGAGGUGACAGUGAGUGAACUGGGUCUCGGAUAUGACAGCGACGAGACGGUCGUGCUGCGCUACUGCAGCGGCAAAUGUGUGGCGCACCGGCAAAACUAUGACAUUACCAUGGAGCACAUGGCACGGAUAGGUUUCACGAAGAAGGGCCGAAAGGACAGAGUCAGCAAUGGACCCUGCUGCCGGCCGACCGCCUUCGAAAAGGACUUUUCCUUUCUGGACAACAAGAGCCGCUAUCACACAAUACAGAACGUGUCAGCGAAGCAAUGUGGGUGUGUAUGACCCAAAGAAUUGAACUCAUCACUUAUUCUUGCUGCUCUCAGCCAUGGCUAACUUUGGAAUACAAACUAAUGGAGAAGAAAUACUAGGAAUGUGUUCAUGGCGCAUGGUGGCCUUUUUGUGACAGGAAGACAUUUUGACAACUGUCAACGCAAAAUGGAACCGUAUCACAUGGACAGCAAGGGCUGCGUUUGUAUGGAUUCCAACAAAGGAGACACAAAAAAUGACUAAUCAUACCAAAAACGUUUUUAUUAUCUUUUCUCGCUGUGUAGUAACACUGUAAACUGUGGUGUAACAACAAUGUAGCAACAUUUUUGAGAUAUUUAAGAAGUAGUACCAUGCGUUAGACGAGCAAUGAAGCGAUAGAUAAGAUGGACUAGAUGAUUGCUGUUACUACACAUAAUACCUAUAGAUGUCGACCAGCUCCUCAUUUUGUACUUUACAUGAUUAUAACGGUGACAGUAAGAAACUUCAGAGAGAAAUGAGGACAUUCAAUUCUAAAGUAAUUUUAUAAAUUAAAGAUAGAUGAAAUGCACCAAUGUUAACUUAAAGCUCUGUGCAGGACUUUUGAACCACUGACCUGUAACGAUGUCCGGUGGUAAUGAAUUAAAGGUUGGUUGAGUUGUUGUUAUUACAGGCGGCAACUGUGUGACCUGUUUUCAUGCUGUAUGCAUUAGUGUUACUGAUUGCAGUGUUAUUACACAGGGAAAGGAACUCGUGUUAUUAAAUGCAUUUGACAAUGAAAGAAAAUACUUUUCUAUAGAUCCAGGUUUGAUACCCAGCUUUAAUUAUUGUGUUUUUGUAUUUUGAUGUUGUUUAGAUGAACAAUGAGGACCUGUUUGGAAACACGUACAAAUAUUUCACACUUAAGUUAUUGAAGAGCAUGACAUUUAUUCCAUAUGUUCUCCAUCGAAUUACUCAUCACACUCAGACAAAUUGUCCUGUCAAAUUAUUAUAUACACAAAAAAAUCAGUAUUGUAACAACCCAUAAUCUUUUGGAAUUAUUUUUCCUCAAAGAAUUGCCAAAACACACCUAGUCUAUUCAAAGGCCCAUCAUGAAUUGACAAAUUUUGAUUCAGAAUCAUCUAAAGUCUCACUUUACUGUCCACCCUGUAUGUGAUGUGUGAGUCUUUACACCUGAGAGGUUUUAAGAUAAUCUGAGGCUCAAGUGUGAAGGAAAAUAAUGAUUUAAGUGGGUUUGUUUGUUUCUGCUGACAGAAAACAAGCAAUGAAGUAGAGUCAGGAUGUGGAAAUGUCUUUGUAGCCAUACACCAAACCCUGUUACUUGCUAUGAUUCAACGCCCAAAUUCAGCCUUUUAUUGGCCAAUCAAAUGCCUCCUCAUUGAUUUGCCUGGUAGAGUUUUAGGGGAAAAUAAGCUAUUGGAAUUCAUUAUGAAGCAUUUUUUCACCUUUGAAAAUCUUUAUUGGGUUUUAUGCAACUCUUUGCCUGAAGUACAAUAAAUUAUGUUUUGUUUUUGUUUUUUUCUGAGGAGGUGCAGUGUCGGGCACUGAUGCAGAGCAUCUUUAUUGUAGUUUAUAUUGUAUUUAUUUGGGAAGUAAAUUAUGGUUUUGCAUAUUUAUUUAGAUUACCACACAGAAACGGGACAGCUUAUUAUCAUUAAGCAACUGUGCCAAAAAUGUUUUAUCUAACAUCCUAUAUUGACUGCUGAAUAAACAUUAUUUCAGAGGU